Plasmodium knowlesi strain H is the source of this 1629-nucleotide messenger RNA. Its product is annotated as zinc finger protein, putative. The transcript has 2 exons. The coding region runs from base 1 to 1629 and encodes 542 amino acids. The record is from RefSeq and is a predicted model, not a curated record. NCBI's taxonomy places the organism in Eukaryota, Apicomplexa, Aconoidasida, Haemosporida, Plasmodiidae. Gene Ontology annotation, molecular function: metal ion binding.
AUGGCGUGCACCCCCCUGCUGAGCGAAGAGGACCUAUACCGUUUCCGCACGAAGCAGUGCCUGCGGCUGGCUAAGGGGGGGUGCGAAUUCGGGCUGGACCGAUGUCAGUACAGUCAUAGCGCAGAGUGGAUCAGGAGGUGCCCGUACUACAUCUCCUUGCCGUCCUACCUGAGGUAUAUCCCUGUGGUAUGUCCCUUUUUUAUGAAAAAGGGAAAACAGACUGACCAGGAUGAAGAACACCGAAGCGCCAUUUUCAGAAACUCUCUGUUCCUCACAAAUAAAGAUGGAAGUGUGAAUAAUAAUUUUUACAAAUAUAUUGAGGAGAAGAAUCAGAGCAAGUGUCCACUAGGGGUUGAAUGUCCACUGGCUCACAGCCAAGAAGAAAUCGAUUACCACCCUUUGCUAUACAAAACGAAAAGGUGUGAAGAUUAUAUGCAUGCCAAAUGUAAGAGGUACUACUGUCCUAAUUUACAUGGUCUAGCGGAACAGAGAAAAAUAAAGGAGUAUUUCAUCCCCUUCUGCAGCAAAAUAGACAUCCCCCCUUACCCUAACGUUACCGUAGUGAGUAAAAUACAAUAUGGUUCUUUUAAGGGACAGAAUCAGGGCAGGAGUAAUGGCAAGGAGACUACGUCAGAACAGCAAAGGUGUAACUCCACUUCUCCCUCCUUUAACUACCCACAUGGGAAAAAUAAUAAUUCUCACAUGGGUGGAAACAGAAUGACAGCUACCAGGGGAAAUAAAAGUGUUGACGUCAAGUAUAACUCGAUCAAAAUUCCCUACCAUGAGAAUAAAUUGCUCUCCUUGCAAAAUUUCAACAACCAUGAUAAAAGACUCAGCACCUACUGCUAUGAUCACCAUUAUAAUACCUACGAGAAUAAUACCUUAACAAGGGAAAAGAAAAAAAAUUCCAUUUUUUCUUACCUUAAUAAUUAUGACUAUAAGUACACUUUAUAUUUAAACAUUUUGCAAAAGUUUAUGCACCUUUUCAAUUUGGACAUUUCAGACAUGGAUUCGGGUCUUCCCAUGGGGGGACAAUUUCCUAGCCACGUGCAGGACCCCCUAUGGGGGUGCGACCCUUCCAACGAGUACCCCGGGAAGAAAAACCCCUCUGGUGUUAGCCUCUCUGAACAGAAUGAUACACCCAUCUGGAGCAGCAAUUUAGAGGGCCUUCCUAAAGAGGACACCCAUCUGCAGUUGCCAAAGGGUAACAUUUUCCUCAACAAAAAAUAUUCUCACAUUCUAGAUCAUAUAAUUAAUAAAAAUUUGGAACUUACGAAAAAUAAAAUUAGAGAAAGUAACCACUCAGCCAAGAGUACCUACACGGACAUAGAAGACAAUUUAUACAAGACCACCUCCAACGAUAAUAGCAAUGCCUGCGCAUCCUUCAAUCAACAUUUGGACAACCAGAUGAUGACCCCCGAGGAGAGCGACAACGAAACCUAUGAAAGCUUUUUAAAUUUGCUCACCCAUGUCAUGUGUUUGCUUUACUUCACCACCGACUCCAGGGCUCACUCAUCCUUCGAUCUGUACACACAUGAGCUGGCCAAGCGGAUUCACUGUGAGAGUAAAAAAAUGAGGGACAUCAGCAUGGAAAAGUACCUGCCCAGUACCAUAAAGGAGCUCAUUUAG